ACAUUAAUUUAAUUCUUUGUUUAGAAAUUAGAACGCAUCUGAAGUAUCGUGAGAAGGACGCCACUGCCAAACAACCUGCCGUUGAAAAUUGAAAGCAGACCGGCUGUCUCCGUCUCCGAACAACCCCCACUUGCUCAAUCCUCUCAAAAUCUGAAACAAGCGAACAAGAAGAAGAAGAAGAAGUUUUUGUUUCUGUUUGUGGUGAAACGUAAACGACAACUGAUUUGAUUUUCAAUUUUGGAAGAUCGGUCUCUCUGUUUGUGUUUUUGUUUGUGGUGUCGGUGGAGAUGGAGGUGCCGAGCUCAUGGGACGCUCUCGCAAACAGGCAAGGAAACUUGAAGCUCAGUUGGAUGAGCAGAUGAAUUCUUAUCGUAAGUUUGUGUCUGCAAAGGGUUCUACAAAAGUUGGUACUGCCGAGAAUGAUCUUGAAUCUGGGAUAGAUCGACUAUUAAAGCAACUCCAACAAGUAAAUUCACAAAUGCAAGCAUGGGUAUCAUCAGGAGGAUCAGAAAUGGUUUCUCAUACCUUGACUAGACAUCAAGAAAUUUUCCAAGAUAUCACUCAGGAGUUCUAUCGUCUCCGAAACAGCCUUAGAGCUAAGCAAGAGCAUGCUUCACUCCUUGAGGAUUUUAGGGAGUUUGAUCGAACAAGAGUAGACUUGGAAGAUGGUGUUGGCUCUGCGGAAAACGCACUCCUGAAAGAGCAUGCUGCUGUUAGCCGAAGUACAGGACAGGUGGAUACUGUGAUCUCUCAAGCUCAAGCAACCCUUGGUGCACUUGUCAUUCAACGCUCCACUUUUGGUGGUAUUAAUUCAAAGCUCAGCAAUAUUGGCAGCCGCCUUCCAACGGUAAAUCAAAUGCUUUCUGCUAUUAAGCGUAAAAAGUCUAUGGAUACCAUCAUUCUUUCUCUCGUUGCAUCUGUAUGCACAUUUCUCAUAUUUAUCUACUGGUUGUCAAAGUGAGAAUCUAUGAGGAUCAGGCAUUUGUGUGGGGAGUACCAUCUGUAAGUGAGAAAGAGAAAGAGAUGCCAUUUUUUCUUUAAUUUUUCUCGAACGAACCUGUAUUACUGCAAGUGAUUUGUUUCAUAGGAGUACAAAAUACAAUGGAUGCAGGCAUUCCAAGCUAUUUCAUGUUCUUUCAUUGAGCUUGAGUGUCAAUUUUAAUUUCAAAUUUUCAGCGGGGUUACAGCACGCCACCAGCGUAAUGAUGUAAGCGACUUUGAUGUAUUAAUACAUAGUUUGUUUUAUGCA
Molecule: messenger RNA, 1249 nt
Organism: Malus domestica (apple)
Lineage: Eukaryota; Viridiplantae; Streptophyta; Magnoliopsida; Rosales; Rosaceae
Product: Golgi SNAP receptor complex member 1-1
Biological process (GO): endoplasmic reticulum to Golgi vesicle-mediated transport; vesicle fusion
Cellular component (GO): Golgi medial cisterna; SNARE complex; Golgi membrane
Molecular function (GO): SNAP receptor activity
Source: RefSeq, a predicted model, not a curated record